UUUCUUUUUCUCAGUCAACAAAACGAAUGAGAAUAAAGGAAGAAGGGGAAAAGAAACCCUUCCAUUUGAUAAGACUCCUUUUUCAUUCCAUUCUUUUGACCAUCUUCAGCUUGUUUUUAAUCUGACCUCCCAGUUUCCACUCUAUUUCAUGACAUGUAACCAAUAUUGUUCUUCAAUGCCGCUAUUACAUAUGAAAGUUAUGAACAUCUAUAACUAGUUUAUCUCCAUUUGCUCAACUUCCACGCUUCCUUUUUUGCUUAAGAACAAUAAAAAACACAAACAUCCAACUUCAAAAGUACUUUAGCUUGGCAGAUACAUGGCAAUACAGGAAGGAGGUUGGCCGCUGGGAUUGCAGCCCCUGAAUGUGAGACUUGGAUUGGCUAGAAACCAUGAUUACUCUGGCUCAAUUUCAUUCAACACUACACUCACUGCUUCUCCAACUUCCUCUGCAGAUUCCUCUUCUGAUCUAGACACACAGUCGACGGGGUCCUUUUUUCAUGACAAGAGUGUUACACUUGGGAGCCUCAUUGGUGUUUCUAGCAUUUUGGAAUUGUCUAAAAGAUCUGUCAAAGGUAGGAAAACCGAAGCACCCAGAGAAAAAAGAAGCAACAACAAUAACAGGUCAAAAGUUGGGCUAUUUUCCUUGUGCUCAAGGGAUAGUACUGAUGCUGAGGAUGUUGAUGCACCAUCGCUCGGCCACUUCCUCACAGUGGAAAGGAGGGCCGCCGGUGAAUAUAGAAGGAACCACAGUCCUACCACUACUGUCUAUGGACCGGAUGAGCUUGCCUUGGCUCAGCCUAAUUCAGAAUCGAACACGCUAUUUGUUAAUGGCUGCGUCGCUCCUCCUCGAACAAGUUCUAAUCACGCUGCAGAUGAUGAUAACAAUUAUGGAGUUCCAGUGCUGUUUUCAUGCAUGUGUGGACAGCCCUCACUCUAAACAUGCCUUGCAUUGGCAUCUAACUUGUUGGUCUCAUAAAUUCUGAUUGAGUUUUUAGUGUGUGUUAGGAACUGUUAAUGUUCAUUUCCUUUGUGAUUUCUUCAGUUUUUAGGAUAGAAAUGGAAUCACUCUUCCUUGAAUCUUGAUCACUGUUAAUGCACUUAACAUUUGAGUGUUUAAUAACCAUAGAAUUUAGUUAAUGAAACAAGGCCAACAGCAUCCUCUGCUUGGGUCAAGCCCACGGCUAAUCUUGUUAAUUAUCCAAGGUCAAGAUCAUCUCCAUCUAAACCCCAUGAACUUAGUGUCCGCAACGAGUUCAAGUUUCAUUAUUUAUAUAUUUACAUUAAUUCAAUUGAUGCAUGGUA
Gossypium raimondii (Peruvian cotton) is the source of this 1302-nucleotide messenger RNA. RefSeq lists its product as hypothetical. Bases 317 to 937 code for a protein of 206 amino acids. NCBI's taxonomy places the organism in Eukaryota, Viridiplantae, Streptophyta, Magnoliopsida, Malvales, Malvaceae. The record is from RefSeq and is a predicted model, not a curated record. The transcript has 3 exons.